AUGGGCAUGGUCUUUAAUGAAUCUCUGAGAUUGUAUCCUCCUGUUAUUGGUGUUAUAAGAAAAGCUGAAAGGGAAGUGAGAGUGGGAAAGCUCAUUCUUCCUGCUAACCUGGAGUUGUGUAUUUCAAAUUUAGCACUUCAUCAUGAUCCUCACAUAUGGGGACAAGAUGUGAAUCAGUUCAAACCAGAAAGAUUCUCAGAUGGGGUUGCUGAAGCUACUAAGAACAGCCUAGCUGCAUUUUUUCAUUUUGGACUAAGACCUAGAAAUUGCAUGGGCAACAACUUUGCUAUAACUGAAGCAAAGAUUACCAUUUCUAUGAUUCUUCAACUCUUCAGCUUCACCUUUUCUCCAGCCUAUGUCCACUUGCCGUUUCAGCUUCUUACAGUUCAUCCACAUCAUGGAAUACAAAUGUCCAAGACAGAAAGCAGCAGUGAGAUGAGAAUGUAUAUAUCCCUUGGGAUGGAAAGUCAUACCUCAUCUAUCAACAAAGACAUAUGCUUUAGAGUACUCAAAGAUCUUAAUAGUAGCACUUUUGUUGAUCUUAUUGUUUAA
Messenger RNA from Ziziphus jujuba (common jujube), 552 nucleotides. RefSeq names its product cytochrome P450 CYP749A22. NCBI's taxonomy places the organism in Eukaryota, Viridiplantae, Streptophyta, Magnoliopsida, Rosales, Rhamnaceae. The record is from RefSeq and is a predicted model, not a curated record. The coding region runs from base 1 to 552 and encodes 183 amino acids. The transcript has 2 exons. Gene Ontology annotation, molecular function: monooxygenase activity; iron ion binding; heme binding.